CUUCUCACUUCACAUACUUAAACCUCAAAAGUUUCCUAAAAAAUCCAAAAAUGAAGAAUCUCGCAAUUCUUGUUGUUGCCAUGAUACUCUUCUCAAGCUGUGUCACAUCUCAAGUCACAGCAAAAAAUGUGGAUUCAUUUCCAUUACGUACUGAAGAGCUCGAAUGGUGGCAUUACAAUCCUUUCUACCCUCACUUUUACCCUAAGCCACAUUGGCCAUUCCCCACCACCGGAAAGGCUCUCCCACCAAUCCCAGCCGGCUUCCACCCGAUUCCAUUCCAUCCACCACCGGUUGUAACCAAAUGCUUGGCCGAUUGCAAGGAUGUAAAAACAUGUUUGGCGGAUAUCGCUAAAGCUUUCUUCACCCGCAAACCAGCUAUUGGAUUGGAUUGUUGCGCCUCCAUCCAGAAGAUGGAUGAAGAUUGUGAUAAGACUGUCUUUGGAGCCUACCACAACCCUUUCUUUGACUGUGUGGUUAAGCUUCAUUGCUCUACCAAAGCUAAAUCCACUCCGUCUGCUCCCACUCCAGCUUAGGGUUUUAAUUAGGAAUUUAUUAGAAUUAGAAGUACUGAUUUCUCUUAGCUAGUUUCUUUCUUUCUUUCUUUUCAUUUUAAGUUAUGUUUUUUUUUUCACUUUUUAUUAUGCU
Molecule: messenger RNA, 645 nt
Organism: Arabidopsis thaliana (thale cress)
Lineage: Eukaryota; Viridiplantae; Streptophyta; Magnoliopsida; Brassicales; Brassicaceae
Product: Putative membrane lipoprotein
Exons: 1
Coding region: 51-533 (160 amino acids)
Cellular component (GO): extracellular region
Source: RefSeq, marked reviewed